CCGACUAAACUCAACCGAUUGAUAUAUAAAAGUAGAAAGAAGAAGAGCGAGCAAGAACACGUUUUAAAUAUGACAAAUUGAGAAUGAUGCCAACUGGAAAUGGAGCCUGACACCGCGCUCAAUUAAGAAGCAAAUGCUGAAAGCCCGCAUUCAGCUGAAAAUGAUAUAGAGGGGAGAUGUCAGGCAGAGAGAGAGAGAGAGAGAGUAACAGAGAAGAACAGAGAGAGAUAAUGAUACAAAUGGAGCUAAUGCAGGGCCUAGCCGGAAAUGAUGCAACGCAUACACUCGCAGCUCGCUCUAUAGAGGCAAAAUUAAAGAGGGCGGGGUAGACAGAGUCGGAACUUGAACUGGAGUUGGAGUUGGAGCUGAGGCUGAAGUCAGAGACACACUCACAGUCGGAGUCAGAGUCAGAGUCUAAAUGCUGCGUUGUAAUUUCAGUUACUAAUGAGAGAAUUAAAAACACUUUGCUUCAAGGGGCAGGAGAAGCAGCAAUGAUAAGCGGGAAAAACUCUCCAAAAGAGUGUGUGUGUGUCAGGUGUGUGUGUGUGUGUGUAUGUGUAUGUGUUUAGCUGCUAUUGCCGACAGGCAGGCAGGCAGGCAGCCUAACUAAUGAAAGGAAAACACAAACAUAUGCCGGCUCACGAGCGUUGGUAAUGAAAAAUCAGACAGACGACAGCAUUUGUUUAGGCCAGGCUAAGGAACCUGUCUGUAGCAGCAGCAGCAACAACAACAACAACAAGCGAAGUCCCUUGGGCAAACAGCCAGAGAUAAAUUGUCAGUUAAAGGCACAGGCAGGAAAAUUGUGCAAAGUGCAAGGUGAGAAAAGAGCAGAAGACGAAAUAAAUAAGAUGAAGCUGCCGCAGCAGAAGCAGCAGCAGCAGUCGAGGCAGCCUUUUGUGGCACAGAAACGGAACAGAAAUAUGCCGACUCAGAGGAAAUGCAUUCAGGCUGGAGCGCAGCAAAGGUAAAAGGUUAUAAACCGAGGCAAGAAAGAACGAGAUAAGAAAAGACAACAGUUCGAAUACCCUAACCAAACAAAUGCAGUCCAAAAUACAGGUGGGAUGUGAAUAGGGCAACAUUGUAGCCAAGAC
Molecule: messenger RNA, 1091 nt
Organism: Drosophila arizonae
Lineage: Eukaryota; Metazoa; Arthropoda; Insecta; Diptera; Drosophilidae
Source: RefSeq, a predicted model, not a curated record